AUGAAUCAGAACACAACUGAAUCUCCUGUUGCUGUGGAGACCUUAGAUGAUGUACCUGAGCACGUGCUUAGGGGACUUCCCGAGGACGUGAGGCUCUUCCCAUCUGCUGUUGACAAGACACGGCUUGGUGUCUGGGCAACGAAAUCAAUUUUAAAAGGCAAGAAGUUUGGACCAUUUGUUGGUGACAAGAAAAAAAGAUCUCAAGUUAAAAGCAAUGUGUACAUGUGGGAGGUGUAUUACCCAAACUUGGGGUGGAUGUGUGUUGAUGCAACCGAUCCAAAGAAAGGGAACUGGCUGCGGUAUGUGAAUUGGGCACGUUCAGGAAAGGAGCAAAAUCUGUUUCCUCUGGAGAUCAACAGGACCAUAUACUAUAAAAGUUUAAAG
Messenger RNA from Pterocles gutturalis (yellow-throated sandgrouse), 384 nucleotides. RefSeq names its product PR domain zinc finger protein 2-like. Gene Ontology annotation, biological process: regulation of transcription by RNA polymerase II. Gene Ontology annotation, molecular function: protein binding; RNA polymerase II transcription regulatory region sequence-specific DNA binding; DNA-binding transcription factor activity, RNA polymerase II-specific. NCBI's taxonomy places the organism in Eukaryota, Metazoa, Chordata, Aves, Pterocliformes, Pteroclidae. The annotation marks the transcript as partial. The transcript is spliced from 4 exons. The record is from RefSeq and is a predicted model, not a curated record. Gene Ontology annotation, cellular component: nucleus.